Molecule: messenger RNA, 2160 nt
Organism: Vanderwaltozyma polyspora DSM 70294
Lineage: Eukaryota; Fungi; Ascomycota; Saccharomycetes; Saccharomycetales; Saccharomycetaceae
Product: SKN1/KRE6 family beta-glucan synthesis-associated protein
Exons: 1
Coding region: 1-2160 (719 amino acids)
Biological process (GO): fungal-type cell wall organization; (1->6)-beta-D-glucan biosynthetic process
Cellular component (GO): endoplasmic reticulum membrane; plasma membrane
Molecular function (GO): glucosidase activity
Source: RefSeq, a predicted model, not a curated record
AUGGCUAGAAGAAAUUUGACUAAUAAUCAGUCAGUAGACGAUUUGUAUAAUCGUGAUGAGAACCCAUUUUUACAGGAAGAUAGUGAAAAUUCUCUAUCUUCAAUGAGGUUCAAUAAUAAUACUAAUGAAAAUAGUGAAGAUUCUUUAAUUCAACACCAUGUCGAUUCAAACAUUAAUACUUCUUUUAACCCUGAUGUUUCUGAUUAUCAAGGUUAUUACUCAAAAAAUACAAGCAGAAUAGAUGCAAAUAUUAACAAUAAUAAUGGUAGUAAUAUGGAUCUUUCUUAUAUGCAUCCUCCAAAUUCUACCAAUAAUUUAUUAAAUUCAAAUAACGGUGGUGUCUCAAAUAUUCGUGGUUCUUCAACUUCUUUAAAUACUGGUCUAUCAACAAAUGAUAUAUUAUCACCACCCCAAUUCGAUAGAUACCCACAGGUUCAAUCAGGUAACAGAUCUUUAGCAAUGGGAACUCCUAACCCAAACGGUAAUGGCAGUAGCCAAAGAGCAUACUCAAGUUCGCCAGGAAUGGUCUCAAACUCAUCUUUCUUGUCAUCUUCAAAUCCAUUCGUUCCUGAACAAGAUUUCUCUCCAUUUGGUGGUUAUCCAGCAACUUCUUUCCCUUUACACAUCGACGAGAAAGAAGAUGACGAUUACUUACACAAUCCUGAUCCUGAAGAAGAAGCAAGAUUGGACAGAAAAAGAUUCUCUGAAGAUUUCAAACACAUGGAUAAAAGAUCAGCUGGUGGUUGGGUAGGUAUAAUUUUUUUAUUUAUGGCUGGUAUAUUCAUCUUUAUCGUUCUACCUGCUGUAACUUUCACAGGUGUUAUAGAUCAUACUUCACCUGCCCCUAGAAACGUUACUGACUACCUAACAGCAUACCAAUACCCACAACUAGCUAGUAUUAGAACCUCUUUGGUUGAUCCAGAUACACCUUCUACUGCUAAGACAAGAACCGCCAAAGAUGGUUCAAGUUGGAAACUUGUAUUCUCUGAUGAAUUUAACGCUGAAGGAAGAACUUUCUAUGAUGGUGAUGACCAAUUCUGGACUGCUCCUGAUAUUCACUAUGAUGCAACAAAGGAUUUGGAAUGGUAUUCUCCAGAUGCUGUCACUACUAAAAACGGUACUCUGAAAUUAAGAAUGGACGCUUUUAAAAAUCAUGAUCUGUACUAUAGAUCAGGUAUGGUUCAAAGUUGGAAUAAAAUGUGUUUUACUCAAGGUGCUUUAGAGGUCUCUGCCAAUUUACCAAACUAUGGUCGUGUCACUGGGUUGUGGCCAGGUUUAUGGACAAUGGGUAACCUUGCAAGACCAGGUUACUUAGGUUCUACAGAAGGUUUAUGGCCAUAUAGUUAUGAAGGUUGUGAUGCUGGUAUUACACCAAAUCAAAGUUCAUUUGAUGGUAUCUCCUAUUUGCCUGGUCAAAGAUUAAGUGUUUGUACUUGUGAUGGAGAAGAUCAUCCAAAUCAGGGUACAGGUAGAGGUGCUCCAGAAAUUGAUAUUUUAGAAGCUGAAGCUGAUACAACCAUAGGAGUUGGUGUUGCUUCUCAAUCUUUACAAAUUGCGCCAUUUGAUGUUUGGUAUAUUCCAGAUUAUGAAUUUAUUGAGAUUUAUAAUUUCACUACAACUACAAUGAACUCCUAUUGCGGUGGUCCUCUACAACAAGCUGUUUCUGCUGUUACUACUUUGAAUACCACUUGGUACCAGUUUGGACCAGAAGGUGGCUAUUAUCAGAAAUACGCUAUUGAAUAUUUGAAUGACAAAGAAAAUGGUUACUUGCGUUGGUUUGUCGGUGACGUACCAACAUUUACCAUUUAUUCGAAGGCACUGCAUCCAAAUGGUAACAUUGAUUGGAGAUAUAUCUCUAGAGAACCAAUGUCGAUUAUCAUGAAUUUAGGUAUCUCUAACAAUUGGGCUUAUAUCGAUUGGCAAUCGAUUUAUUUCCCAGUUACAAUGUCAAUUGAUUAUGUUCGUUUAUAUCAACCUUCUAACGCAGUCAAUAUUGAUUGUGAUCCAGAUAGUCAUCCAACUUAUGAUUAUAUUGAAAGCCAUUUGAACGCUUAUCAUAAUCCUAAUUUGACCAGUUGGGAAGAAGCUGGUUAUAGCUUCCCAAAGAAUAUUCUAACUGGUAAUUGUAAGAGUUCUAAAUACAGUUUAUCAAAUGAAUAA